AAAAAUCCCAAUUUGAAGUGGGAUGAUUUUUGAAGUACUUGAGAGGUUCGCGAUCGAGGGUUUUUUUAAACCAAACUUCCUUUCUCUUCCGACCUCUCAAAACCUCCUUUAACACAUAGUGUUCGAAGUCCCUCCUCAGUCCUUUCUAACCGAUUAACGCUGUCCCUUUCAAUGUCCGAAGCGAAUCCACAAAGCAAUCUCCAGUUUUAGUGUUAUGUUUUUGGAUUAGAUUAGGUCAGAUAUUGAAGGAAGCUUUUCAUUGGAAUGGAUCCUCAGGGGCAGAUGCAGAGGCAGAGAAGCUGAUUACUCUUUCAUUCCUUGUGUUAAUCACAUCCUUUUACUUUUAUUCAUUGAAACUAAAAAAAAUGCUAUAUAAUUGCAUUCCUUACUCCAAAUUCCCAAAGCUUGUAGCCAAUAUUCCUUUCUUUUACUUUGUUCAUACUGCCAAAAAGCAUUACCGCACCACCCCAUUUCCCUAUAUUCAUAUGUUUCUUUCACUUUUUUCUUCAACAAAUCAUGGUCCUCAUUCUUAUUUUGAUUCUGAUUCUUCAACUGCUAAUUUCACUUCCCAUCCUGUUGAAACUGAGAAUUCUUAUGAUGCAAAUGACGGGUUCGGCAAAAUGGGUUUUAAUUUUAGCAAUGCUCACUGUCAAGCUUAUUCUGAUGGUUUUAGUGAUGAGGUUGAAGAAUCUGAUGAAGAACGCGGCCAAGGUAACAGUUCAUUUACUGAUAGGAAUCAAGGCACCAAAAUGGAUGAGGAUUGGAGGAGAAUUGAUAUACACGAAGUUGAAUUUCGACAUCCUUUGGUCAGAGAAAUUUGUAGGUUGAUUGAAUGCAGGUCGGCCUGGAACCAUAAGCUUGAAGGGAAAAUGAGGCACUUGCUAAGAGGCCUCAAGCCUCGACUUGUUUGUGCUGUUUUGCUGUCUCAAUCUGAUGAAAGGGUUGCUUUGGAUUUCUUCUUUUGGUCCGACAGACAAUGGCGGUAUCGGCAUGACCCAAUUGUGUACUGUGUGAUGCUUGAUGUUCUUAGCAAAACUAAACUGUGUCAAGGUGCUAGGAGGGUUCUUCGGCUCAUGGCACGUAGGGGAAUUCAGCGUACGCCUCAAGAUUUUUGUUGUGUGAUGGUGUCUUAUAGUCGGGCUGGUAAGUUGAGGAAUGUAAUGCAGGUCUUGACCAUGAUGCAGAAAGCAGGUAUUGAACCUAAUUUGUUGGUUUGUAACACUGCUAUACAUGUUUUGGUGAUGGCAAAUAGGUUGGAAAAGGCUUUGAGAUUUCUAGAGAGAAUGCAACUUCUUGGAAUCAUGCCAAAUGUUGUCACUUAUAACUGUUUGAUCAAGGGAUAUUGUGAUCUUCAUAGGGUUGAAGAUGCCAUGGAGCUAAUUUCUGAAAUGCCAUUGAAAGGAUGCUUCCCAGAUAAAGUUAGUUACUAUACUGUAAUGGGCUUCCUUUGCAAGAACAGAAGGAUCAGAGAAGUGAGGGACGUACUAGAGAAAAUGGAGGAUACUAAGUUGUUAGCGGAUCAGGUUACUUAUAAUACAUUAAUACAUAUGCUUUCUAAGCAUCAGCAUGCAGAUGAGGCACUUCAGUUUUUAAGAGAAGCACAAAAAAGGGGUUUUCAGGUUGAUAAGGUUGGGUAUAGUGCGAUAGUUGAUUCAUAUUGUAAGGAGGGAAGGAUGGACCACGCGAAAGAAAUUGUAAAUGAAAUGUUCACAAGGGGCUGCAUCCCUGAUGUUGUGACUUACACAGCCAUUAUUAAUGGAUUUUCUCAGGCUGGGGAGGUUGGUCAAGCUAGGAAGAUGCUUCAGCAAAUGUACAAGCAUGGCUGCAAACCAAACACUGUAUCAUAUACAGCCUUCUUAAAAGGGCUUUGUCAAAAGGGGAACUCAUCAGAGGCAAGGGAGAUGAUGAAAGCGAGUGAGGAACAGUGGUGGACCCCAAAUGCUAUUACCUAUAGUGUUGUGAUGCAUGGAUUUCGGAGAGAAGGAAAGCUGUCUGAUGCUUGUGAUGUGGUGAGGGAGAUGAUUGGCAAGGGCUUUUUCCCAACUCCAGUUGAAAUUAACUUGCUAAUUCAGUCUCUCUGCCGGAUCGGCAGGGUGGACGAGGCAAAAAAGUUUAUGGAGGAGUGUCUUAACAUGGGGUGUGCUGUCAAUGCUGUAAACUUUACUACUGUAAUUCACAGAUUUUGUCAGCAGGAUGACAUAGAAGCAGCUUUAUCUUUGCUUGAUGACAUGUAUCUAAGCAACAAACACCCUGAUGCAGUCACUUAUACGACGAUAAUUGAUGCAUUAGGAAAGAAAGGUAGAAUAGAAGAGGCCACUGAGCUUACGUUGAAGAUGCUGAAGAAGGGUAUAGAUCCUACGCCAGUAACGUAUAGAACAGUGAUACAUCGAUAUGGUCAAAUAGGUAGGGUGGAAGAUUUAUUAAAUUUAUUAGAUAAAAUGCUUACAAGGCAAGAUUGUAGAACUGCAUUUAAUCAAGUUAUUGAGAAGCUAUGUACUUUUGGAAACCUAGAGGCGGCUGAUAAACUCUUAGGUAAGGUUUUGAGAACAGCCUCAAGAAUUGAUGCUAACACAUGCCAUGUGCUCAUGGAGAGUUAUUUGAGAAAAGGGAUCCCUCUGUCAGCAUAUAAAGUGGCUUGUCGUAUGUUUAGUCGAGGUCUGAUUCCUGAUUUAAAGUUGUGUGAGAAGGUGUGCAAGAAACUAAUGCAGGAAGGAAAGUCAGAGGAAGCAGACAAUCUGUUAUUACGGUUUGUUGAGCGUGGGAAUAUUUCAUCGCAUUGUCUACAGCAUUCUCAAACCGAGUGAGCAUCAAUUUUCGCUUGAGAUUAAUUGUGUCUUGUUUCUGUGGCAAUUGGAAGUCUGGUUUCUAAAAUGUUAAAUACCUUUCCAUUCUUUUCUUAUUUGUUAAGUAUUCUCUUCUUCCUCUCUAUGAGAUUUGGAGAAUAUGUGCAUAUGUUAGAAUAUAUCUUUUC
This is a messenger RNA of Populus euphratica (Euphrates poplar), 2971 nucleotides long. RefSeq names its product Tetratricopeptide repeat (TPR)-like superfamily protein. The record is from RefSeq and is a predicted model, not a curated record. Gene Ontology annotation, cellular component: mitochondrion. Gene Ontology annotation, biological process: mitochondrion organization; RNA processing. Gene Ontology annotation, molecular function: protein binding; mRNA binding. Lineage: Eukaryota; Viridiplantae; Streptophyta; Magnoliopsida; Malpighiales; Salicaceae. The coding region runs from base 366 to 2804 and encodes 812 amino acids. The transcript has a single exon.